UCAUUAGCUGAGUUGGAGUAUAAGAGGAAGUACGACAACAUUGUAAGGCCAGUUCAUUGGGACUUUGCAGGAAAACGCGGCUUCCGGCGAGGAGAAGAAUGGUGUAGAUAUGUACCGGAGAGCGUCGUGGAGAAUGAAAAUUUAAAAUUACCUCGGGAUUAUGGCAACAAAACUGACCAUGAGGUUAGAUCAAGAAGACCCGAAUCGGCGCCAAUCACUCUCAAUACAAGGUAGUUUAUCGGAACUUUCUCGGAUUGUGGCGGCCAAAACACUUAAAUAUCUGUAUUGCUGACAGACAGUGAGGUUCAAACUUUCCUAGAAGGGGGAAAAAACCAAUAUACAAAAAGAAAAACCGAAAGUUAAGUAUUCAGUGGCUUUAGAGUUGGUACUUCUCGCGGCUGAGGAUGAAAACCGACAACUGGAAGAUUUGCCACAGGCCGAUUUUGGCCAUUUAGACUUCUUCUGUCGGUAAGGACAAAGUCAAUAAAUAAGAAUUUUGUAAAUUGAAAAUUACGAUCAUUGUUUUUUUGUAAUCAUGAUUCGACGCAUUUUUUCAUGUUAAGAGUUAGCGCCAACGCACUCUACGAUUGUUAUUUGGGGAUUGUCGAUUCAUUUAUUUUUAUUCAUUAAUGAAGUCGGCUUUUCUCGUCCGUAAAGGGCUAUUAUGUUUAUAUGAUAAACAAAAUAAUACAUGGUUGCUUGUAGAUAUGGAAUUUAUCUUCUCGUGUUCAACUCGACAUCUCACUCGUUCGCUGCGCUCACUCGUGAGCCAUCGAGUUAAACACUCGAAGAGAAAUUCCAUAUCUACGCGCGCCCAUGCAUUAUUCUCUAUUGAUCAAUCAGCCAAUAAACCCAGAUUGUAAACAAUCGAAUUACCGUGUCACAUUAUUGGGUUUGUGCUCGAAAUCCACAUUUUUAGUGGAUAUGUAAAUAAUUACAUUGACGGGGCUCUCUGAUUUAAAUGCGGAACUGGGCCCAGUUGUUCGAAGGCCGAUUGGUGCUAACCCAAGGUUAAAUUUUUAAUCCGGGUCUCUUUAUUCCAAAAUUCAAAAGCCUUGUUGGAUGAUUUUCUGUUUUCUUUAGGGCACCCAAUCAUCAAACUGUACACAAAGAGAGAUACACUGAAUUUUCUCUUAAAGCUAUCUCAACUGAAAUCAGAUUUGACACUAAUUCUGAGUUAUCUAAACCCGACCUUGAACAACCUGGUCCUGGUCUCUAAAUUGAGUUUAAGUGUUGCAUCGCAUCGAAAUCAAAGCUGGGCUAAGUGCGUGUAGUACAAUCCUCGGUUCAUUCACCCUUCCACGUGAAGAUUUGAAAAGUUUGGCGCAUUGAAUAGUUUUCAUCAGAAGUGUUUGUUCCAUGGCAUUCUGGUUUUGUUCCUUUCGUCAUUCUCUCUACGAGCUCUAAAAUCAACAGAAACCAUGCAUUGGAGAGAAUUUUGUGUCAUAUCACGAUAAAAAAUCUUAAGCUUUGUUAAGCUGACGAGUUUUUAGUCUCACAACCUGUUUGUUGGAUAAUGUAAUGAUAUUGAAAGGAGAAGUUACAUAUUAGUCAUUUAUUCCUGGGAGUUGAAGGGUGGUUCCCAGAUUUGUACCAAUAUUUGCUGUCAUGCUUUGCAGCUAGACCCUCUCACUAAAAAUUAAUUUCUCUACUUUACGGAAGUUUCACCUUAAGGUUAGUGUAAAAUUUGCCAUCUUCUACAAGACAAUUGCAAAACCUCCCAGAUCGAUUUUGUAUGUGUUAAACAGACCAUUAAAUACAGUUUAAUUUGUGGAUAUUUCGUGGCUGUACUUCUAAAGCCUUGCAUGUCUGACGUAUUCCUACAAACUCUAGUAACGCAACUAAGUUGUUUGAUUCUCGGGUAAGACACACCUGUCGAUAAUAAAGUGUUUGUUUUCUUUAUGCUUAAUGCACUGUGGGCACUCAGCACAAGUUAAAAAAGAUAUGAGGAGAACAGGGUGUGAUUUCCAAGUUAUAAGACUUAUUACUUGGCGAUAUGAUUAUCGUUACAUCUUGCAGAAAAAGGAAAAUAACUGAAAUAUGAGAACAUCUCCGGGAAGACUUGUCCUGACCAACCACGAACCAACUCUACUUUUCUCUAAGUGCCUUAUAGCAAGAUUUUCCCUUGUCAAACUAUGGUACCAUACAAUUUUUUGGAAUAUCGGUAGGACAUAUUAUGUCUUAAGCAGUCAACCUGAACAGACUUUUAGCGAAAACCACAAAGAUAACGGGAAACCUGAUUAGCAGGGCGCCAUUAGCAAUUCUUGGUGAUUACGGUGGUAAAAACUCGUGGAAAUCAGACUGUCUCACUGCCGAAUAAGAGAUUUGAAAGGCGUUAUUUAUGUUUCAGGUUCGGAUUGCACAAACGUGUGUUGGGUGAAAAAAGGAUGCAGCUAUCUCAAACCAGCAGCAUGUUUCAGCUAGCCUCUCGAACUGGUUGACUAUGUUGACGACUUUGAUGAUCCAGAUAAAUUGAAUCUUCACCCCAACACUGGAUGUCACAGCGGUAACGUAAAAAUCCUGAACACUCGAUUAAACAAGGCCUCAGCCUCCUGCAAUCUGCAGUGCUUCCGCAUAAAGAAGCCUGGGAAGUAA
Molecule: messenger RNA, 2595 nt
Organism: Pocillopora meandrina
Lineage: Eukaryota; Metazoa; Cnidaria; Anthozoa; Scleractinia; Pocilloporidae
Source: the annotation of a GenBank genome assembly